This is a messenger RNA of Anoplopoma fimbria (sablefish), 5734 nucleotides long. RefSeq names its product phosphorylated CTD interacting factor 1 (gene pcif1). NCBI's taxonomy places the organism in Eukaryota, Metazoa, Chordata, Actinopteri, Perciformes, Anoplopomatidae. The record is from RefSeq and is a predicted model, not a curated record. Gene Ontology annotation, cellular component: nucleus. Gene Ontology annotation, molecular function: mRNA (2'-O-methyladenosine-N6-)-methyltransferase activity; RNA polymerase II C-terminal domain binding.
ACCAGCCGCGCAUGCGCAGUGCCUCCCCCCGCGUCCCUGUAAAGAUGUCUGCGCAGGCGGGGAGGGAGCGGAGCGGAGGACCCGAAACCAGCGGACGGAACCCGCGACUCUCCGCCAUUUAACGGGCAAGGCAGGUCGAUGUCAUUCUGACGAGCAGCUGAGAUGUCCAAUGACAGCCAGGGAUCGGUGAAAGGGGAGGCGGCCAUCAUGCCGUCUCCCUCUGGCCCCGCCUCCUCCCAGGGACCGCCUCUUUCUCCGUCCACCACCUCCAAACCACCUGAGCUUCCAGAUGAACUGGUCCAGGCUGGAUGGUCUAAGUGCUGGUCUCGGAGGGAGAACCGACCGUAUUACUUCAACAGAUUCACCAAUCAGAGCCUGUGGGAGGUCCCAGUGCUCGGUCAGCAUGAUGUCAUCUCUGAUCCGUUAGGCCUGAAUGCUGCUCCAGCAGAGGGCGGUGAUAGUAACCUAGGUAACGGUCAGAGGAAGAGGAGCAGCUCUGAAGAGCAGGGGGCGGGGCCUAACAGCAUCAAAAGAGUCAAGGUGGAGCCAACGACCCCCAUCUCUCCCAGCACCCCUGGGGUCAAACCCUGGAACUCCGCCCCGAGGACAAACCGGCCCUACCAGCCCUACCGGCCACCCACAACACCAAGCCCUGCCCCCGCAGUGUACAGGCCAGCUGUUAUCUACUGGGAUCUGGACAUCCAGACCAACGCGGUGAUCAGAGAGCACCCCCUCCAACCACCUGCUGCCCCCCACCCUGAGAUCGAGCUGCAGAGAGCUCAGCUGGUCACUAAACUUCGACAACACUACCACGAACUGUGUCACCAGAGAGAAGGUAUUGAUCCGCCCCGGGAGUCGUUCAACCGCUGGCUACUGGAGAGGAAAGUGAUCGACAAAGGUCACGACCCUUUGCUGCCGAGUGAAUGCGACCCCGUCAUCUCCCCGUCCAUGUUCAGAGAGAUCAUGAACGACAUUCCCAUCAGGUUGGCACGUAUCAAGUACAAAGAGGAGGCCCGGAAGCUGCUGUUUAAAUACGCUGAAGCUGCCAAGAAGAUGAUUGACUCCAGGAAUGCGAGUCCAGAGAGCAGGAAGGUGGUGAAGUGGAACGCUGAAGACACUAUGAGCUGGCUGCGCCGAGAUCACUCCGCCAGCAAGGAGGACUACAUGGACCGUCUGGAGCACCUGAGACAACAGUGUGGUCCUCACCUCACCGCCGUCGCCAAAGACUCUGUGGAGGGAAUCUGCACCAAGAUCUACCAGCUGUCUGCAGAGUACAGCCGGCGGAUGAGACAGACACACCUGAGUAUGCUGCAGGACCCCCAUGUGUGUUCAGAGGCGAGUGCGUCCCCCCAGCAGUCCCGGUUGGUCUACUGUUACCCGGUGCGUCUGGUGCUCCCGUCGCCGCCCCUCCCUCGAGUCGAGCUGCACUUCGAGAACGACGUGGCCUGUCUACGCUUCAGAGGAGAGAUGGUCAAAGUCAACAGAGGUCACUUCAGCAAACUGGAGUUGUUGUACAGGUACAGCUGUAUAGACGAUCCUCGCUUUGAUAAGUUCCUGUCCAGAGUCUGGUGCCUCCUCAAGAGAUACCAGGUGAUGUUUGGCAGCGGCGCUAACGAGGGGACGGGUCUGCAGGGGGCGCUGCCAGUGUCGGUGUUCGAGGCGUUGAUCCGACAGUUUGGCGUUUCCUUCGAGUGUUUCGCCUCGCCGCUCAACUGCUACUUCAAACAGUUCAGCUCCGCCUUCCCCGACACCGACGGCUUCUUCGGAUCCCGAGGGCCGUUCCUGUCUUUCUGUCCAGUCAGCGGCUCGUUUGAAGCCAACCCUCCGUUCUGUGAAGAGCUGAUGGACGCCAUGGUGACACACUUUGAGGAGCUUUUGGAAAAGUCCUCUGAGCCUCUGUCCUUCAUUGUCUUCGUCCCUGAGUGGCGUGACCCCGUGACCCCGGCUCUGACCCGCAUGGAGGCAAGUCGAUUCCUCCGUCACCAGCUGAACGUCCCGGCCUUCGAACACGAGUAUCGCUCGGGGAGCCAGCACAUCUGCAAGAGAGAUGAGAUGUACUACCGGGCGGUACACGGCACUGCAGUGAUCUUCCUUCAGAACGACGCUGGUUUUGCGAAGUGGGCGCCGACUCCGGAGCGUCUGGCCGAGCUGUUGGCAGCGUACCGCCCAUCCCCCUCUCGCCCCGCCUCCCUGUCCUCUCCUGGCCCCGCCCCCAUUACUCCCGGAGACAAAGACUCCGCCCCCAAGGCGGCUGAUAGGACGCAGAGCGGGGUGAUGUCGCCUGGUGGCCAGGACGAUAACAACAACAACAGCAGCAACACCAACAGCAGCAACAGCAGCAACACCACCCCCCAUCCCCACUACCACCACCACCACCGUCACCGUCACCAACAACAACAACAACAACAACAGUAGUAGUAGUAGUACUAGUAGUAGCAGCAGUAGCAGCACCAGUCCUCCAGAAAAGAUGGCCGCCGUGUAAAGGGGGCGGUGCUUGUACUGCGACCACGCCCCUUCACCUGUGUAAAGUUUCUCUGUUUUUGAUCGUCUUCAUGUCUCUUCAGAUUGUCCCUCACCAGCACCUGUAGCAUCUGUCCACAUACCCAAAAUGCAGUUCUGGACUUUCACAUCCCAUCCCCCCCACCCCUCCACGUUUCCUCCCAUCAGCUCUUCUGAUUGGUCGGAGCUCUGACAUUAAAGCUUCUGGAGCUUUUGACUCACCUGCAGCUGAUUCACCUCCAGGUGUGGCUGCUCCCGUUGCUCAGCAACAAGCAGCCAGUUAGAAGAUGUAGUCGAGCUCCAGCAAUAAAAACCUUUUUUCACUCACCUGUGAUGUCGUCUGUGAUGUCACUGGAAGACUUCUGAUUGGUCCCCAACACCGAACAGGGCUCGGUGAUUGGUUGACAAGGCAGCUAUCGUUUCUAUGAGACUCGUCUUUCCUUAUUGAGUUGGAAAGAAUCUUCAGGCCCCGCCUCCUCUGGGCGGCCUGGCCAGUCGGUGCACGUCCUUCAGAGCAUGAACCCUCCCAGUGUGCAGUGCAUUGUGGGAAACUCGUUGGGCAGGAGUAGGCGGAGCGUUCGCAGUAAGUUUAUAUUUACUUGUUGAAGGAGGCGGAGUCAGAACUAGGACUAAGACUGGUCAGCAAUGACAGACGACUCUUUUUUGUUUUUGUUUUUUGGCCAGAGACGUGACAGAUGUUGGACCAGGUGUGUUUGUUACCAGGUGGAGAUGAUCCUCCAUUUUAUAUAGAGUUGUGAAGUGUGAGAAGUUAAUUCAGGGUUCCUGUCAUGUUUUCAUAGACAGAACCCUGUUUAACACAUAAAGCAGCAACACGUUUUUUUUUCCUCCUUGUAUCAAUACUUUCUCAAAAUAUUUUUCUUGCCAUGUCAAUUUUUUAGGAAAUAUAUUCUGACCUUUUCUGUUAAAUGUCUCUUUUUGUUUCAGUUUAAUACUUAAUAUUGCAGAACAUGAACUUGCAAUCUGGUUUGAUUUUAGUGUUGAACAUGAACGAAUGUUUACGGACAGAUCUUCAAAAAGAAAGCAUUUAAUAAUUGAAGAAUACUCAAUGAACCAGCGACUCCUCACACUUUGUAACUCGACACCGCGGAUGUAUAACAAGAACUGGACCCCGGACCCCAAGAUGGCGCCUUUUUCUUAGUCUAUUGAGAAUUGCUAGCCCUGGGCAUACACCAACCAAAACAAAAGCCCAAUCUAACCCUCUCUGAAAAACCAUCAUAGUGCCCACAAGUUUCAGCUCCGCCCACAUACUCUACAUAGUGAUGACGUCACACAUUUUAAAAUCGCUUUUUUCAGACGGAGGAAUGUUUCACAAUUACAAAUCCUCCAUGAAUUGUAGUUUGGGGUUUCUUGUAAACAGUUUUUCUACAUUUCCCUUUUCUGAUUAUGGAAAAGGGAAAAUGUUUUUGGGGCUGCAGUACCGCUCGUGGCCACUUGGCAAAACGAUCUGCCGUAUCCAGUUCUUAUUACACAUCCAGUCUGUUCUCUGAUUGGCUGACGAGUCGUCCUAACGGGCGUCUGUCUCCGUUUGACCUCAGUUUCCGCCCCGGCUGUGUAGAUAAUGUACAGUUAAACUGAUAUGAAGUCUGUUGAUGUUAUUUUCCUCAUCUGCUGUUAAAAUUGAUUGAAAAAAAAACAAAAAUGUAAUUGUUCCUUUUUUUUAAAAAUUUGAUUUAAUUUAACAUUUUUUUUUUUUAAAAGAGAUGGAGAUCUGUUUUUCUGUAUUAUACAGCUUAUGAUAGUUUGUUUUAAACUAAACCAAAGUGUUAUUAAGAAAAUCUAUAUCUUGUAUGUAAAAGUAGACGUGUGUAUGCAUCAGUAAUGCUGAAGUCUAACCAGCAGAUUACUCCUCCACGUUAUUUUUAUAAUUCUCAGCUGUUCUCAUUGUUUUUUUAUUUGUUCUUUAGGUUAUUUUUGGGUUCCGUUGUGCAUGAAAUCUUUUUGGACUCUAAAUGAUGUUCGUAAUCCUGAAUGUGUUUUUCAGGCGCAGUUUUUGGGCUGAACGGCGUCGCCGCGUCACAAAAUGUUUCUUCAACUUUCUAGUUUUAUUCAAAGUUUUCUUUAAAGGAACAAUCCAACAUUUUGGUAUUUUGUGUUUUACUGUUUGGUUGUUGGAAGGUAGAUUUGUUUUGUUUUUUAUGGCACCAAGCUAGCAGUUUCCCCCUGUUUCUAGUCUUUGUGCUAAGCUAGGCUAAUGUUGGACUGUCCCUUUUAAUAUUUCUGGAAACACUUUGGUGCGAAUUGGAGAUGUUUUAUUGUAGUUAAGAUUAAUUGUUCUCUCGUAAUUACAAAUAAUUUGACUAGUUUUCUGGUCAUUAUGACUUCUGCAUUUCAUAAUUUCAAGAAAAUCAUUUUCUCAAUUUUUCUGAUUUGUAUAAAAUAAUUACAAAUUCUUGUAAUUAUGAGAAAAUGAUAAUUGUGAUAAACUUUAAUCACAAGAGAACUGUUUUAAUUGCAAGAUUUUUAUCUCCCCAAAAUUUGUCUUUUGUGCUUGAGAUCCAUUUCUAAUAAUUACAACAUAAAGAUCUCUUAUUUAUUAGAUUAAUAUUAAUCACAUUAUUGAAUGAACAUAUUUUCUUACAUUUUUAGCAAAGAUUUCAUGACAGAUUUCUUGUAUUUAUGGCAUUCGUAUCUCAUAAUUACAAAAUAAAGAUCUUUUAUAUGAGUUUAAAUGUUUUUAAUUAUAAUUACGAGAACUUCCUCAUUAUGAGAUACAGAUCUUGUAAUUACUAUGUGAUGACUUAAUGUAAAAUAUUUCAAUUUAACUACAAGAUUUUUCUCUCACCAUCAAAAAAUGGAGAUGAAUUGGUCAAAGUUACACAAUGUUUAAGUGUGUUUAUGAUUUAUGAAGUUCUGAUGGUUAUUUAAAGAUUGUUUAAGCUUUAAUUAAGAGAUACAGCCUCGCGAUCAUAAGCUUAUGAAACAGAAGUCACAAUUACAAGAUGACACCUCCAGUAGCUUUGUCUUUGCUGAAUACGAUGUUUCUUUAUAGUCUUGAUUGAAACCAGCAAGUUUUGUGUUUCCCAUAGAUUCAGUGAAACCACUGGUCUGAAUAUGAAAUGACCUUCAGUGUGAUGUCACGUGGCGAUGCUGCACAGCUGCAAAAACCUCUGCCAUGUUUGCGGUCCUCACAGCUGGAGAAUGUAAAUACAGUCUGUCCUUUUAUCCUGCCUGCAAACAAAAUGCAGCUUCACUCUACCAGUAAAAACAUAUCCAA